CUAUUUCGACUAAAUAUUCUCUUAUAACUGCCCCGCAAUAAUCGUUAGCCAUAUAGUUAUGAUACUUACCUUAACCAUUAGCAUAGAUUUCGGAGUAUAUCCUACUAAUACAACUUACCAAAAAAAAAAUCCACAUAAAAUCUCUCAUUCAUUUCGAUUACACUAUCAAGUAGAUGUCAACUGCCUCUAACAAAAAAGAUAUGAUCCUUAUUUUCUCACAGUAUAUGCUAUAACUCCAACUUCCCAAAACAAAAAAUCCACAUAAUAUCUCUCAUUCAUUUCGAUUACACUAUCAAUUAUUACUCAGACGAUUUGGUAUCUCAAGUAUAUGUCAACUGUCCCUAACCAAAAAGAUAUGAUCCUUAUUUGCUCACAGUAUAUGCCAAUCAGAAUAUUUUUUCUGAUAUUCAAACCGUGGUAAUCAAGAUAUGCGUGGAUUCUAUCACAAAUCCUUAAUUCCCUACCAAGUCACUAUAUAUAUUGAAACAUUUCUAUGCUAUUCUUCACGCUUCACAAUAGAAACACUAACACAGCUAAAUACAUACCAGAUAAUUGAAAUGGCUGCCUCUUUUGCUUUCUUGAGAGACAUCAGGCCUUACAAGACCUCCUGGCGUGUGCAAGUUAAGGUGCUUCACUCAUGGCGCCAGUAUACUAACCUCACAGGAGAAACACUAGAGUUAGUAGUGGCUGAUGCACAGGGUAUGAAGAUUCAUGCAUCUAUCAAGAAGGACUUAGUUAGCAAGUAUGUGAACCAUCUGCCUGUUAAUGAGUGGAGGUUUAUUGAGACCUUUGCUCUUAAUCAUGCAUCUGGUCAAUUCCGACCAACUGGACAUCUCUAUAAGAUGUCCUUUGUCACUGGGACAACUGUCCUGCGAUGUGAUCCAGUCUCUGACUCCAGCUACCUGUCCUUGGCUACUUUCCCAAACAUUCUGAAUGGGGACUUAAAUCCUUACAUGUUGAUUGAUGUUAUGGGACAGGUUGUUAACAUCGGUGAGUUGGAAACUCUGGAAGCUAAUAACAAGCCAACUACUAAGUUGGACUUUGAAUUGCGUGAUGAAAAUGAUGAGCGACUGUCCUGUACCCUGUGGGGAUCAUUCGCUCAGCAAGUGUUUAAUGCCUGCGAUGCUGCUGAUGGAGCCAGAGUCAUCUGUCUUAUCAGAUUUGCCAAGAUUAAGGCAUACAAAGGAGUGAGAAGUAUAUCUAACUCUUUUGAUGCUACUCAAGUUCUCAUCAAUCCACCUAUCCCAGAGGUUGCAGCUUUUCUAACAGCUUUACCUGCUGACGGUCUUGCCCUUACAUUCCGUGAGAGUGUGCCCAAGUUUCAAAUGGUGACAGUGGCAAAGGAUGAUUCCUAUCUCCAGUAUGAGAGGAAGACAAUUUCAGAGCUAUUGAGUUCUAUGGAGAUUGGUAAAGUUAGGGUUGUUUGUACAAUCUAUGGAAUUGACACUGACUGGGCAUGGUAUUACUUUAGUUGCCGUAAUUGCAACAAAAAGGUAACACACAUACAUUCUGGUAUUAAUUCCGGUUCAUUGAAGAAGCCAAAACCUAGAUUCUGGUGUGAUGUCUGCAAGAAUGCUGUCACAAAUGUUGUUGCAAAGUACAUGCUUUAUGCUAAAGUGAUGGACAACACAAGUGAAACAAAAUGCCUUCUGUUUGAUAGUAUAUGUGCAGACAUUGUUGGUGAAUCUGCAGCAACUGUGUUAGGUGGAUCGUUUAAUGAGGUAACUAUUUGAAUCUGUUGACAUGAGAUUAGGCUUGAACACCACCUGUUUCUAAUGUUUUAAAAAUAUUCUAUUUAACACUACUAGAUUGAGGAUCCAGAAGACCUGCCAGAUGUGGUUCAGAAUUUGAAAGGGAAGACUUUCCUUUUUCUUCUCUGUGUUGAGAAAGAAAACAUUUGGGAUGGGAAAGAUUGUUACAAAGUUUCCAGGGUGCUGUCUAAACACGGUCUCUUAGGAGAUGAGGCCCCAGAAGAUUCAGAUCAGUUGGUCAAUCCUGCAUCAAUUGUUUCUGGAGACCAGCCACUGUUGUUGACAAUGAGUCAGG
Messenger RNA from Arabidopsis lyrata subsp. lyrata, 2046 nucleotides. RefSeq names its product replication protein A 70 kDa DNA-binding subunit B-like. Bases 429 to 1733 code for a protein of 434 amino acids. Gene Ontology annotation, biological process: DNA repair; DNA replication; DNA recombination. The record is from RefSeq and is a predicted model, not a curated record. Lineage: Eukaryota; Viridiplantae; Streptophyta; Magnoliopsida; Brassicales; Brassicaceae. Gene Ontology annotation, molecular function: DNA binding. Gene Ontology annotation, cellular component: nucleus. The transcript has 9 exons.